AUGGUAAAACAGAAUGAUGCUGUUGCAGCUCCCGGCGACAGCAAUGAGGACAUGCCUCCUCCCCCGCUCCCGCCUCGCCAACGGGCAAGCACCGGUGAUGACACCCUCGGCGUGGACUCGGCCCCGCUGCAGUCCAGGGCCACCACGGCGAUAUCACCCAUUGAUAUCCAGACACUGUCUUUCCCGGACGGCUCGCGAGGGACGUUCUCGACGGCCAGCACCAAAGCACCGCCGUCCCCAGCCCAUAUUGGCAGCGGCUACACCUCCCCCAACGUCCCCGGUCUCGUGCCCUUGAAUAGUGAGAACUCGGAUUCGAUGAGCAUCAUGAGCUUCGCGCCUACGAUGCGGCCUCCGGGUGACUUGGCAAGCCUGGUGGCUGGAGACUUCAACCGGAAAAGCCGGGCCUGGCAGCUUCUGAGGUCGCAAUCUGCUGCCGUCCAGCCCUUCGAGAGCAAGAGAUCGGACGGCCCAAAGCGACUUGUUGAUUUUGAGAAGGAGUUUGCCCCGAUCCCGGAUCUGUCCGAGGAUAACUUAGACGAGAGCUCGGACGACAUCAGGCUGUCGCUCUGGAAAUCCAAGCUCAAACACUAUAUGAUACUGUCAUCGGCCGGAAAGCCGAUAUGGAGCCGCCACGGCGACCUCAGUCUCAUCAACUCAUAUAUGGGCGUCGUUCAAACGAUCAUCUCAUUCUACAAGGAGGCCAAGAACCCCUUGCAGAGCUUUACUGCGGGUAACGCCCGUUUUGUUGUCGUCACAGAAGGGCCUCUCUAUUUUGUCGCCAUCAGCCGGCUGGGCGAGAGCGAUGCCCAGCUUCGGGCCCAACUCGAGGCCUUGUACAUGCAGAUCCUGUCGACGCUGACGCUGCCGACGCUGACAAAGAUCUUUGUGAAUCGUCCCUCCACAGAUCUGCGCAAACCGCUGCAGGGCACGGAAACCUUGCUCUCCUCGUUGGCGGACAGCUUCACCAAGGGCUCGCCCUCUGCCCUCCUCGGCUCUCUCGAGUGUCUGAAGCUGCGCAAGUCGCAGCGAUACGCCAUCAAUAACGCCUUUCUGAAACAGAGGACCGAUAAGCUCCUCUACGGGCUGAUCGUGGCGGGAGGCAGGCUCGUCAGCGUCAUCAGGCCCCGGCGCCACUCUCUGCACCCGAGCGACCUGCAGCUGAUCUUCAACAUGCUGUUCGAGUCUGGAAGUAUAAAGGAGGGCGGCGGAGAGAACUGGGUUCCCCUCUGCCUUCCGGCUUUCAACAACCAAGGCUACCUAUACAUGUACGUCAGCUUCUUCGACGGGAGCCCAUCUGGCGACCAGGCAGAGUCCAAGUCACCCUCGGUCGCGUCGCCGGACGAGGCCGUGGCCAUCAUCCUCAUCAGCCCGGAUCGGGAGAGCUUCUUCGACCUCAAAGAGAUGCGCGACAAGGUCGCCGCGCAGCUCACCAAGAACGGCAGCCUGGCCAUCAUCGCCGCCGCCGCGCGCGCCGGGCGGCCCCAGCCCUCGGACAUCUCGCCGGGGACCCAGCUCAGCCACUUCCUCUACAAGUCGCGCGCCAACGUCCAGUUCGCCAUGUCGUCCCUGGAGCCCGCCUUCGGCAGCAGGGGGGACCCGGACCUGGUCGGCCGCCGCCGGCUCAUGACGCUGUACCACCAGCUGCACGCCGCCGUGCACGCACGGCACUCGCACCUGCGCAUAAUGCACUGCGCCGGCGAGGACGCGACGAGCCUCGCGUGGAUCACGCCCGUCUUUGAAUUCUACUGCGUGGCCGGGCCCAACGCCUCGCGCGCGGCGAUGACGCAAGGCGCCAACAAGAUUGUACAGUGGGCCAAGAAGGAGGAAGAACGGCUGUUUAUUAUUGGGGGUGGUGUGUUUUGA
Thyridium curvatum is the source of this 1863-nucleotide messenger RNA. RefSeq lists its product as uncharacterized. Lineage: Eukaryota; Fungi; Ascomycota; Sordariomycetes; Thyridiales; Thyridiaceae. Gene Ontology annotation, cellular component: Mon1-Ccz1 complex; fungal-type vacuole membrane. The transcript has a single exon. Gene Ontology annotation, biological process: vesicle-mediated transport; protein targeting to vacuole. The record is from RefSeq and is a predicted model, not a curated record. Bases 1 to 1863 code for a protein of 620 amino acids.